Messenger RNA from Trifolium pratense (red clover), 1801 nucleotides. Its product is annotated as tetratricopeptide repeat protein 5-like. The record is from RefSeq and is a predicted model, not a curated record. The coding region runs from base 173 to 1447 and encodes 424 amino acids. Lineage: Eukaryota; Viridiplantae; Streptophyta; Magnoliopsida; Fabales; Fabaceae. The transcript has 13 exons. Gene Ontology annotation, molecular function: protein binding.
GUCCAUUAAAAAACAAUUAAAACCGAAAAAUGCAUCUCUGUGAGUGAAUAAAAUAAAACGUAAAAAAUAGAAAAUAAAAUUAAAAUAAUGGAGCAAAAGCUUGGUGUUGAAGAAGAAGAGGUUUAAUCGAGGCUUUCAUUCAUUCCUCGAGAGAACUGAGCUAAAGCUCGCGAUGAAGAAUUCAGAAGAAAAAGAAGGAGAAGAAGAAGAAGAAGAAGCAUUGUCAAGAGCUGCAAAAUCCACAGAUGAACUUUACCUUCUUCGAGACACUUAUUACCCUCAAAACCCUCACGAUAGAAUCUCAUCAUUGCAACAACUUUCCGAUCUCAUUCUCAAUCUCCUUGAUUCCGUUCCUCUAGAAGAAAGAAAAUCACCUGCGCAACGGGCAAUAUAUGAAUAUCUUAGAGGGAAGGUAUUAGAUGUAUUUCCUGAAUAUAAGAAAGAAGCGGAGGAUCAUCUAUCAAAAGCUGUUAAGUUGAAUCCAUCUCUUGCUGAUGCUUGGCUAUGUUUAGGAAACUGUAUUUGGAAAAAAGGAGAUUUAUCUGCAGCAAAAAACUGCCUCAAUCUUGCGUUAAACAAGGGUCCUAACAAAAAGAUUCUUUGUCAAUUAUCGAUGCUUAAAAGAAGCAUGUCUCAAGGUGCGGAUAAUCAAGCAGAACUUGUUGAUGAAAGCAUUCAACAUGCCAAGGAAGCAAUUGCUUUGGAUGUCAAGGAUGGGAACUCUUGGUAUAAUCUUGGAAAUGCAUAUCUUACAAGUUUUUUUGUCACUGGAGGUUGGGAUCAUACCAGACUUUCGCAUUCUUUAAAAGCAUAUCAAAAUGCUGAGAAAGAUGAAGGUAUCAAGUCCAAUCCAGACUUUUACUUUAACAGUGCCACUGCUAACAAAUAUCUAGAGAACUACGAGAGGGCCCUUAGUGGAUUUGAGGCUGCUGCUUUGAAGGAUCCAGGUCUCAAUGCUGCCGAGGAGGUUCAGAAAAUUGUCAAUUUACUUGACAAGGUGGACAAUCUUUUGAGGGUGCAUGUAAGAGCUAAGCGAAUCGCCUCUUUGGCAGCAUCAUUGGCUGUUGUAAAUUUGAAAUCGUCAUACAGAACAGUUACCAUAGACCUUCUUUCAGAGGGUCUUAAUAGAGCUCUAGCAGUACAGGGGAAGGUGAUAUUCUUUAUUAGGAGUGACGGUGUUGCUCCUCUAUACUAUUUGUUGUGUGAUUCAAACCAAACUUGCUUUGUUCUCUCAGUUUAUGGUGUGCGUCAGGAUGUGAUUAAAGGAGGAGAUCAGCUCACAUUGCUUGAUCCUUGUUUUCGUGAAGUUGAUGUUUCCUGGAAGGAGAAGCAUUACCAGUUCAAAUCUAUACGCCUGGAUUUCUAUGAGCAAGUGCUUGUUAAUGGAAAAGCUCUGACUCCGCAGCAAGCUAUUCAUACGUCGAUAUAUGCACAGCAUAAACCAUGAACAGACCACUGCUAAAUAGAUAUGUGUUCUACUUCUGCUUGUCUUUGGCUGAUGGUGAGUUGGUGUUGCAUGCUAUGUCCAUUUUGUUGAUAUGUAUAGAGGUGAAUUUAGUGUCUAAGUUGUGGGUCACAAACACAGAAUAGAAAAAGAUACUGGAGUGUAAAGUUUCACAUUUGGUUUCCUCAUCACAAGUUUUGCUUUUGUCAAAUAUGAUAGUUUUUCUAAGAUUCUCUUUUUAUCUUUUCGAUGCUACAAAACAUGUUUUUGUAAUAUUCUUGCUGUAUACGAUCAGAUUUUGGUCUAGUACAAGGGUUUAAUCUCCCACAAAUGUGGCGACCUACAGUUUAAACUUCA